AUGUGGAAUCUAAUGCCACUUAUACCUCGCCUUGCGGGCUACGCGGCCACUGGCAAAGCAUCGGAACAUGAGUCUUAUAGCAGUACACGUGCGAUAGGGAAAGGACACUAUGGCCCACCACCUCCCGCCCCUAAGGGAAAUUAUGGCCCUCCACCUCCCGCCCCUAAGGGAAAUUAUGGCCCUCCACCUCCCGCCCCUAAGGGACACUAUGGCCCACCACCUCCCGCCCCUAAGGGAAAUUAUGGCCCUCCACCUCCCGCCCCUAAGGGACACUAUGGCCCUCCACCUCCCGCCCCUAAGGGAAAUUAUGGCCCUCCACCUCCCGCCCCUAAGGGAAAUUAUGGCCCACCCCCUGCCCCACCCAAGGGAAAUUAUGGCCCUCCACCUCCCGCCCCUAAGGGAAAUUAUGGCCCUCCACCUCCCGCCCCUAAGGGACACUAUGGCCCACCACCUCCCGCCCCUAAGGGAAAUUAUGGCCCUCCACCUCCCGCCCCUAAGGGACACUAUGGCCCUCCACCUCCCGCCCCUAAGGGAAAUUAUGGCCCACCCCCUGCUCCACCCAAGGGACAAUAUGGCCCUCCACCUCCCGCCCCUAAGGGAAAUUAUGGCCCUCCACCUCCCGCCCCUAAGGGACACUAUGGCCCACCACCUCCCGCCCCUAAGGGACACUAUGGCCCACCACCUCCCGCCCCUAAGGGACACUAUGGCCCACCACCUCCCGCCCCUAAGGGAAAUUAUGGCCCACCCCCUGCUCCACCCAAGGGACAAUAUGGCCCUCCACCUCCCGCCCCUAAGGGAAAUUAUGGCCCUCCACCUCCCGCCCCUAAGGGAAAUUAUGGCCCUCCACCUCCCGCCCCUAAGGGAAAUUAUGGCCCUCCACCUCCCGCCCCUAAGGGAAAUUAUGGCCCUCCACCUCCCGCCCCUAAGGGAAAUUAUGGCCCACCCCCUGCUCCACCCAAGGGACAAUAUGGCCCUCCACCUCCCGCCCCUAAGGGAAAUUAUGGCCCUCCACCUCCCGCCCCUAAGGGACACUAUGGCCCUCCACCUCCCGCCCCUAAGCACCUCCCCCAAGACAUUUCCAGAGUGUUCGUCCUGGCGGCCGUGCUGGCAGCCGCGGCCUCCCUGCCCCAGUCCAGCCACGACCACGUGAUCCAGGAGCGCUCGUACCCCGCCCCCGUCUACGGCCCUCCCCCUCCCCCUCCCCCUCCGUCUAAGGGGAAGGGAGGAGGCGGCGGCAAGGGCUUCUUCGACUUCGACAUCUUCAAGGGCAUCAAGGACCUGUUCAGCUUCGGCAAGGGCAAGGGAGGCGGCCAGGAGUACCACCCUGCCCCCCGCCCCUCGUACGGGCCUCCUCCCCGCCCCGCCUAUGGGCCUCCUCCUGCCCCUCCCAAGGGCAACUACGGCCCGCCCCCCAAGGCUCCCUUCCCGUCCAAGGGUAAGGGCCAGGGCAAGGGCAAGGGCUCUCACGGGCCACCUCCUCGCCCCAUCGCUCCACCCAAGGGACACUACGGCCCUCCACCUCCCGCCCCUAAGGGACACUAUGGCCCACCACCUCCCGCCCCUAAGGGACACUAUGGCCCUCCACCUCCCGCCCCCAAGGGAAAUUAUGGCCCACCCCCUGCUCCACCCAAGGGACAAUAUGGCCCUCCACCUCCCGCCCCCAAGGGACACUAUGGCCCACCACCUCCCGCCCCUAAGGGAAAUUAUGGCCCUCCACCUCCCGCCCCUAAGGGAAAUUAUGGCCCACCCCCUGCCCCACCCAAGGGAAAUUAUGGCCCUCCCCCUCCCCCACCUAAAGGAAACUAUGGCCCCCCUCCUCCUGCACCCCACGGUUCCUACGCCCCCCCUCCCACCCCUGUCGCCCCCUCUCCCUCGUACGGCGUCCCUCAGGCCCCCCAGCCCGGCUACGGCUCCCCUAAGCCAGGAGACAUCAUCGCUCCCUCAGCGCCAGUCCCUGUGCCCUCAGGUAACUACGGACCCCCACCCGUCCCUCUGCCAGUCCCCGUCCCUACUGAUAACUAUGGCCCUCCCCCCGUCCCUGUCCCCGUCCCCUCGAACAACUACGGCCCUCCUCCCGUCCCUACUGAUAACUACGGCCCUCCCCCAGUCCCUACUGAUAACUACGCGCCCCCACCGGUCCCAGUCGCCCCCGUGCCCGCGCCUACAGGCAACUACAAUCCUCCCCCCGUCCCCGUCGCCCCCGUGCCAGCCCCUACAGGCAACUACAACCCUCCCCCCGUCCCUAUCGCCCCUGCCCCUCUCCCUGUCGCCCCCGCCCCCGCCCCCUUCCCGACAGGUAGCUACAACCCCCCUCCAUCCCCCUCGGCUCCCCUGCCCGACCUCAACCGCCCUCUGCCCUCGAAGCCCGACUGCGAAGCCUGCGACCAAGCCCCCUGGGUGCCCAUGGAAGUUUCCGGACCCGUUGUCGUCGCUCCCGUUGCUCCCGUUGCACCUGUUGCUCCAGUUGUCUCCGUUGCUCCCGUUGGUCCUGCCCCCAUUGACUCGGUGGAUGUUGGCCGCGAAGUGUCCUCCCCGGGCAUCAUCGAGAUCUCUCCUCCUGCCCCUGCUUUCGACAUUAGGUUUAACGCAGACGCCCCUGUUGAUGACGAACCCAUUUUCAUCGUAGAAGACGUCUCCCGUGACCCCCGCGUGAUUGAAGGCGGUGUGGCCCUUCCUGUCCUGAAUAACGAGGUCAUCCUUGUAGCCGAAGAACCCGCUACCGAAUCCUUCACAGUGGUGUCUGAUCCUCUUGACGAGCCUGUCUUUAUCACUGAAGGCGUUCCAGCUCCGACCAUCAGCAUCCUUCCUGAAGAUUCCGUCCGCGAUUCUUUUGAUAUCGUUUCUGCAGAAGCCCCGGUGAUCAUCGAUGAUUUCUCGACCGGCGUCCCCCUCCCCGACAUCACCUUCUCCCUCUCGGAGCCCCAGGUCAUCAGCGAGGGUCAGCCCAUCUUCCUCAGCUCCUCCGAAGGGUCAGCAGGUCUCCCCGAGCUGGUUUCGGUUUCCGACGCCCAACUCCAGUCCAUCGGCGAGCCUACCAUCGUGUCCGUGUCCCAGCCCGAGGUGCUGACGGUGUCCGAGCCUGACGUCCCCGCCAUCUACGAGGCCCCGGCGACCUUCCAAGACCCCGUCCUUGCCGACAACCCCGUGACCAUCGCGGACUUCAUCGUGGCCGACGAACCGAUCAACUUUGACAGUUUCAUCCCCGACACCGCCAUUCGCGCCGGAGACUUCGGGCAAGACGUCACCACCGUCGGCCAGGCUCAGUUCGUGGACGAGACCUUCGGCGCCGCGCAGGAUCCCCAGUCCGUCGGGGUGUCCCUUCCCGAGCUCGCUGCCGUGUCCGAGCCCGAAGUUGUGUCCGUGUCCCAGCCCGAGAUCCUGACCGUGUCCCAGCCCGAGAUCCUGACCGUGUCCCAGCCCGAGAUCCUGACCGUGUCCCAGCCUGAGGUCCUGACUGUGUCCGAGCCUGAGAUCCUGACCGUGUCCCAGCCAGAAGGCCAGAGCCUACUGACGGCGACUCUACUUGAUCCAGCUGGCGACGUCCCUUUCUCCGUCAUCCAGCUUGAAGAUGCCCAACCUCCUACCCAAUCCUCCUUUCCCGAUAUUCGCUCACAAGGGGUUCUUCAGGACACCUCGGCCGCGGCAGGUGUCCCCCUCCCCGGCCUGAGUUCCCCCCAGUUCGUAGGCUCUAGCCAGGGAGCGGUCGGUGGUAGCGAGGUGCUGUCCGUUUCCGAGCCGCAGGUGGUGUCCGUGUCGCAGCCGGAGAGCGUGUCCGUUUCCCAGCCGCAGGUGGUGUCCGUCGAGCAGCCGCAGGCAGGCCAGGCUUUCUCUGCUCCCGAAACGAACAUCCAGCAGGCCGUGCUCACGAUGGUCAUCCCCAACGCCCCUGACAUCUUCACGCCCCAGGCCGAUGGGAUUUUGGUGUCCAGCGGCAUCCCGCAGACUUCCCUUCCCGACAUUCGCUCCGAAGGCGAUCUCCAGGCAAUCACGGCUCCGGUGGGCGUCCCCCUCGCCGGCCUGGGCUCCCCCCAGUUCGUAGGCUCCAGCCAGGGCGAGGCCGGCGACAGCCAGGUCGUGUCCAUCUCUGAGCCGCAGGUGGUGUCCGUGUCCCAGCCGGAGAGCGUGUUCAUCUCCGAGCCGCAGCAGGUGUUCGUCGAGCAGCCGCAGGCAGGCCAGGCGCCGCAGAGCAACAUCCAGCAGGCUGUGCUCACCAUGGUCGUGCCCAACGCUCCCGACAUCUUCACGCCUCAGGCCGAUGGCAUCUUGGUGUCCGGCGGCAUUCCUCAGGGGCAGGGAAACAGCCUCGUAUUUCAGGAUACUGUAGGAAUUCUUGAGGAUACUUCCUUCUCCUCCUUCUCCCAGGGCGCCGCUGCUGCCCCUGAUGCCGGCCAACCACAGGCCACUUUCGUCUCCCAGCCAGCAUCCGUUGGAGUGCCCCUGCCGGGACUGAGCUCAGCCCCGAGAGACAGCGGCGCCUCUCAGAUCACGCAGGUGUUCCCUUCGGUCGGUAAUCUCGCACCAUUGAGCACGGGCGGAGUGCCCCUCAGUGCCGUCGCACCCGCUCAGAACUUCCCUCCUCCCCCCGCUUUCCCCGCCGUCGAGCAGGCCGACCCCCAGGCCUUCGGCAGCGGCUCCAUCGUGCAGGUGCCCCUCUCGGGCUCGGGCUCCGUGGGCCAGGACGCCUCCAUCUUCCCGAACAACCCCGGCCAGAGCCAGGUGAUCCCCGUGUCCCCCGUUCAGUUCAACUCCGUGUCUGAGCCCCAGUUGCUCCAGUCCUUCUCCUCGGCCGCCGUGCAGGAUGCCAUCGGCGUGCCCCUCGCUGCCACCUCCCCCCAGGUGAAGACCCCAGACAUGAGCGCCCUCCCCUUGGCUGACCCCUCCUCCUCCUCCUCCUCCCCAUCCUUCCCCCCCUUCUCCCAGGACCCCCAGCAAGUCGCCCCGCCAUCCAACGCUCUCCUUGACUCCGCUGCGGCAGAUGUGAUUCAGGAAGUCCCGUCACCAACCCUCACCAAUGACUUCGACCUCCGGGUUGAGUCAGCACCUCAGGAACCCGAUCAGCUGUACUCGCCCCCUGCCACCGACACCUCUCUCACUGACACAAUCGACGUACGCACAGCAGGCCAGUCCUCCGGCGCCGCUAACACAGCAAAGAGUCUAACCCUAACCCAAAGCGCGAGCGCGGCCUCGGGCCAGGCGGCCGGGCCCAGGCUGCGGCCGCUGGUCGUGCGGCGGAAGCCCGAGGACGGAGCGCCCCGCCGGGUCAGGAACUUCAAGCCGUUCGACAGCGCCGAGGCGGGCUUCGAGUACAGCGCCCCGGGCCAACGGGUCCAGAUCGUCUUCGGGAACCGCUCGCCCAGGACCCGAUUCGCAGGUGAGGAGACCGUUCGCGAGACGCGCGGGACCGCCAGGUCCGUGAGGGUCGGCGGCGCGGGCAACUCGCUGUCCUCGCGCGCCCAGACCAAGGUCUCCGCGGGCACCAAGCCGGUCGUCGCGGAGGAAAAGCAAACUAGGUUUACCGCCCGGACCACCACCGAGGCCGAACCCACUACCACCACAACCACCACCACCACUACCACUACCACAACUGAACCUACAACCACAACGACCACCACCACUACCACCACAGCCAGACCGACAACCACAACCACAACCACUGUCCGACCGACCACCACGACCCCCCCGCAGCCUUCGACCACGACCGAAGAGGAGGUAGAGGAGACCGAGGCGCCCACCACGCCCGCGACCCCAGAGGUCUCGCCGUCGACGCCCCGCGGAGUGAUCCUGCGCAAGCGUAUCCGCCCCCUCGCCCGCCGCCCCUUCUCGCAAAGGACUCCCGGACGCUUCGCCGGAAGGCCCAACGGCACCCUCAGGCGGCGCCCCAGCGUCUCCGUCAUCCUCGCGGGCGACCUGAAGAAGAGCAACGCCAAGGACGCCACGGGGGAGAAAGCCGCAGGUACCGUGAAGGAGGUGGAGCGCCAGGAGGUGACUGAGGUAGAGCAGGAGGAGGCCCCGGCGGAGGCUCCUCCUGCCGAGAAGGCUGACGAGGAGCAGACCAUCACAGGCGUAGUGGACGUGCGGGCCGGCGCCUCGGGCAAGUCGCUCUCGGACGUGCAGCCGCAGAGGAACAACAUCGGCUUCGUGUUCCCCCAGAGACGCGACCCAAUCCUGCCCUUCGGAGCUCGCCUGGACCGAAGAAGACCAGGAACAUUCUUUACUAACACCAGAACUGGUAACUAACUAACUAACCAACUCCCCCUACCACCCUACCUCCCUGCCCACCCCUGCCCCUCCCCGGCCC
Messenger RNA from Penaeus indicus, 6298 nucleotides. RefSeq names its product mucin-2-like. Lineage: Eukaryota; Metazoa; Arthropoda; Malacostraca; Decapoda; Penaeidae. The transcript has 14 exons. Gene Ontology annotation, cellular component: actin filament. The record is from RefSeq and is a predicted model, not a curated record. The coding region runs from base 1 to 6237 and encodes 2078 amino acids. Gene Ontology annotation, biological process: actin filament polymerization.